Molecule: messenger RNA, 1782 nt
Organism: Penicillium alfredii
Lineage: Eukaryota; Fungi; Ascomycota; Eurotiomycetes; Eurotiales; Aspergillaceae
Product: transcription factor domain-containing protein
Exons: 4
Coding region: 1-1782 (593 amino acids)
Biological process (GO): DNA-templated transcription
Cellular component (GO): nucleus
Molecular function (GO): zinc ion binding; DNA binding
Source: RefSeq, a predicted model, not a curated record
AUGCCAAAUGCUUCCCACGACUCAGCUUCUUCAUUGAAUACACCACCAAGAAACAGGCCGCUAUUAUCGGGUUACUUCGGCCCAACCAGCUUUGUGUCUCCAUUGACCGACGAUGUGGACUUGGCAUCAGCGGGCCAAGGCUCCGACACACAAACGGCGCAACGCGUGCUGCCACCAUACUGGGUGCAAAAGAUCACCGAAAUCCUCCAGACAUUGGAUGAUUUGAGUACAAUUGAAGUGCUCAUCCGCGAAUACUAUUCUCUGAGCCAGAGCGCUGUCAUUGCGGCACCUUUUAUAUUGAACAGCCUUCGUCCUGUGAAAGCACUAUGUGAGGAAUGGGGUGCCAGCCGAAAUGCCGAUGACUAUGCAUCUUCGCUGACAGUACGAAUUAUUCAAAAUACCGCGGAGAUCCUCGAGGUACCAUCGUCGACUCGGGGAACGGACUUCCACACUCUGUUCACUGGCUCGGCUAUUCGCUUGGAGAUCAUCGGUGUUCUUUGCUCGCUUACCGGACGGGCUGCAUAUCUAGGACUAGCACGGACCAAGUUCGACGGCCAAACGUCACGCUCCCAGUAUGCACGAAAAAUGCUUGCUGCCAGUGAUGCCGCACUGUAUAUUUGCAAAAUCCUCACCCCACUCAAUGAUUUGACGAUAUGGCUGGUACAUGAGAAUCUAUUAUUGUCGGAUGUGGUGAAUGGCGACUCUAGUCCACAUAGCUGGAACCGACUUGGUGAGCUGUCGACAGACAUCUUCGCUCUUGGUCUGCAUCGAGAUUCAAAAACGACGAAUGUUAUUCCAGAGUUUCUUUUGGAGUCACGUCGGCGGCAGUUCGCCGCGGCCUAUCAACUGGACAAGAGUAUUGCCACCUUUUUGGGCCGUCCACCCCGAAUCCCUUGGCGGUAUGCCGACUGCAGAAUGCCUCUGGACAUCCGUGACGAGGCACUCGCUACUGAUGGCAUGGAACUACGGUAUUCGCAAAAUGAGCUGGACGCAGACGGCUGGAACAUUUAUGGUCUCUAUCAACGAUCUUCAUGGAUGAGAGUCCGCUUCAUCAUCAGUACCUUCCGGGAUGAGAUUCUAGAGGUAUCGCUGCGAAAAAUGACCCCUGAAACGGCCAGCUACCUCGAUGACGUCUCCCAACGCUGCCACUUGGCGUGGGAGGCACUACCUACCCAUCUGCGCUAUACUCCACAAUGCUGGGAGAACAAUCUGCCUGUGGCAGUUUGCCUGAUGCUAAUCAUCUCAUACCUCGCAUAUCUCUACAACGACUUUCUGAUUCAGCGACUCAUAGCCGGGAAGAACAAUCCGAGGGGCAAUAAAGCCCUUCUCGCUGCGAGCGCAGACAUCCUCGCAACUGUUUUGACCUUGGGGACCCAGCGAGAGCAAAUGGUUGAUCUUCGACCAGACUUCACAUGGACAAUCCUUCUGUAUGGCUUCCCAAGCGCCAGCCUCCUCAUCAAAGCCCUACAACACCACAAACGCACAGGCGAACCCUUCCUUUACGACGGCUCGCGAUCCGCCCUCAUUCGCAAUCUCAGCGUAUUCAUCGCACAUCUGGAAUCGACCGUCCGCCCUGACAAUGCCAACUACGCUCUCUUUCAGCAGGCAAGCCAGGUGUUCUCGAAGAUCAUUGAUGAGAUCCUGGAACCGCAAUCGGGUAUGCCGGACACAGAGCUGGGCGAGACCCCGUUUAUGGAUUAUGAUCAGAUGAUUGCGGUGGAUGGGCUGGACCUGUUUAAUACGAUGGAUUUUGGUGUUGCGUUUAACCAGUGGCUGUUUUGA